Drosophila serrata is the source of this 2435-nucleotide messenger RNA. RefSeq names its product ring finger protein goliath (gene gol). The record is from RefSeq and is a predicted model, not a curated record. Lineage: Eukaryota; Metazoa; Arthropoda; Insecta; Diptera; Drosophilidae.
CGGAUCUGUAAUAAUUGCUUUCGUUAAUCAGUUUGUUUAGUGAAUAAAUAAUAGUAUCGGAACUGAAAACCCGCGUCUGCUGCAGUUUGACUGAGGAAAAUAUAUCUAGAGAAAACUGCACAGGCAGCGGCGUAUCUCGCGAGAGAAAUAUAAAUACCUGCAAAUAUUCCAACACAAACAGAAAAGAAUAGAUAAAAGAGCAGCAGAAAUUAUUACGAAAAUGCGCCCAGAAUUUAAGAAAUAAAGAAGCACAAAUAUAUAUUUCGAUCGCAGCGUAACGAAGAAAGUAUUCGUUGUUUAUUUAUGUUGUGCGUGUGUGAGUGGGGGGCACAAACAGCUGUGGGGGCAACAAAAGCAACAACCGCGAAUAUCCCAAGCGUUGAAUAAAUUUCUUCAGCAGCCGCCAGCGACAACAGUUCUGAAAUUCUGAAAAUCCCCGUGUUUUUCUCAACAAAUAUUGAACAUUUUCUCGUGUAGUCGUCAGGUGCAAAAACACACUCGCUCAGUCACGACAAAGAGGGAUUGUGAUUAGUCGGAAAUAACCCCAUCCACGCCCGCGUCAUGUAUCUACGGGAAAUGCUUUUGAUGGCCUGCCUGGUGCUGCUGUCCGGCGGUCUUCCGCACCUCACGUCCACCACCACAACCACCACUCUUGUGGCUGCUAUGUCCAUCGCCAACCAGGACUUGGAGCGCUAUUUUAGGCCGGGGAAUGGCACCCUCAGCUUCGCCGGCAUCGAGGACCGUAUUGCAGUGGACGUCUACAACUAUGCCUUUCUCAACUGGUCAUAUGUGGACCACAGCAACAUCUUGUGCAGCAUGGACUUUCCGCAGGAGCAGGCUCGCUACGGCGAGGGUAAGGUGCUAAACAUCACCGGGCGUUUGGUGCACAUCAGCGCCACGGACAAUGUCAACGACGAUUUUGCCUGCACGCCCUACAUCAGGGGCACUAUGGGAGCCCCCACACCCGAAAAGGGCGUGACCUGGAUUGCCUUGGUUCGGCGUGGACGCUGCACCUUCGAGGAAAAGGUCAAGCAUGUCUACCAACAGAACGCCGCCGGAGUCAUUAUCUACAAUGACAAGCAGGUGAUGCAGCUAGAGAAGAUGCAGAUCAAGGGCAAGACAAGAAACAUAGCGGCGGUCAUAACUUAUCAGAAUAUUGGACAGGAUUUGGCCAUGACGCUCGAUCAGGGCUAUAACGUGACAAUGUCCAUCAUCGAGGGCAGGCGGGGCGUUCGUACCGUCAGCAGUUUAAAUCGAACAUCAGUGCUUUUCGUGUCCAUAUCCUUUAUUGUGCUGAUGAUUAUCUCGCUGGUCUGGCUAAUUUUCUACUAUAUCCAGCGGUUCCGCUAUAUGCAGGCGAAGGACCAACAGUCGCGCAAUUUAUGCUCUGUCACCAAAAAGGCCAUCAUGAAGAUACCAACGAAGACGGGAAAGAUCAGUGACGAGAAGGACUUGGAUAGCGACUGCUGUGCUAUAUGUAUUGAAGCCUACAAGCCGACAGACACCAUUCGAAUAUUACCUUGCAAGCACGAGUUCCACAAAAACUGCAUCGAUCCGUGGCUGAUCGAGCACCGAACUUGUCCUAUGUGCAAGCUCGACGUGCUCAAGUUCUAUGGAUAUGUGUUUCUAGGCAGUGAGGAGAGUAUCCUGGAAUACCAGCCAGACCCGCCAGAGCGGGUGGCAAUUGUGGAUGCAGAAGGCGCCUCUGCCCUUGAGCCCGUGUCCGGACAAGCUCCAGUUCGGCCCAGAGCUCUAGCGGAUCUCAUUCGGAGUCGUGAUUUUGUAAUCGACUUUCCUCGAGUAUUUGUCAUGGAUACCGGCAGUGUGGUAGGAGCUCGUGAAGUGCUCUUCCCCAGCCGAUUGCCCGAGCGAUCUCAGAGCUCCUUGUCGCUGAGGCAAGCCCGCGACUGGAUGUGCCUGAUGAGCAACAAACUGGAGGAACAGCAGGGUCUGCGACGUCUGCGCAAGGAAGAGAUGCAGCAGCAACUUCUUAGCGCGCGGGAGUCCGCCCGUCACCGGCGCUCUCGUUCUGCAGAUGGGCGGUACUCAACGGGAUGCUUUGGUGGCCGCCAGCGCCAGCCCUCUGUCCAAGGGUCUGCUGUCCAAGGGCAGUCUCAGCACCAGACGGUGGUGGAUGUCCCCCAGAUGCGGCGCACCAGCUCCUCGCAGACCCUGCAGCAGCUGACGGACGCCUCCUACGCCCAAUCCCGGCAGAGGCAGCGUGAGACCUUCGACUUUGCCAGGACGCGGCGUCGGUUUAUAAGACGAGAGAGCGACGAGAUCUCCUUGCGCUCCCUGGUCAGGCGCUCCUGCCCCCAGCAGGCUCACCGGGUGAGAGACGCCGAUGGAAGCGGCCACAGUGACCAAAUCACUAUUCAAGUGAAUGGCGAAGGUGUCCACCUCAACGAGUGAUUGUAAUGGCUUGCGAUUAUUAA